AUGUCGUAAGCUAAUAUUUAGCAUGAAACUCAUAAUGUUUAGAAUAAUGAACAUGAUCAUGCUCACAUUUAGGAUCCUUAAAAUAGUUAAAAUAUUCAAGGAUAAACUCACCAUGACUAGAUAAAAGAAUAAAAUGUCUAACACCAAAAUGAUGAAUAAAGCAGCAAUAAAAUAAUUUAAGACGGAUCUGCCCAUCAUGAAAAUAAAGGAGUUUAAUCUAUUUCCGUAAUUAGUGGAGCUGAAUAGGAAGAAUAAGAAGAUUAUUUAAAGUAAAAUAGCAUCUAAUAUUUUGAUGAAAAGGAAUAGCAUUUAAAUAAUCAACCUUUGACUGAAAGAUCUUAAAACUAGAACAGCGAAUAAAUUCAUAAAGAAAAAGAGUAAACAUCACCUCCUUCUAACAAUGACAAUGAUCAUGAAUCAGCUGAAAAAAAAGUAGAAUAAGACAAUUAAAUGCAUUUAAGUGGGCAUGUAUUAAGCUAGUAAGAAAGAGAAUUUAUAAUAAAAUAAAAUAAUCAUAACAAUAAUAAUGGUAAAGCUGUUAUAAGUGGGAAAAAAAACAUAAAAGAAGGUUAAAGUAGCCUAGUCACUCCCAAGAAAAGACUUAGUAUUUAAAGAUUAAGUGCUUAAAAAAACUUGAAUAGUGAAGAUAGUACUGAGAAGUAGCUUUAUUCAAUGAAUGAUGCUAGUGAAAUUACUAAAAGCAAUAAUUAAAUCGAAAAAAAUGAGCAAAACUAGGAAUUAGUUAAGCUAAGACUGUAAAACGAUAAAUUGAGGGAAGAACUAAAAUCCUUAAGCGAUAAACUCAGCAUAGUAAUUGAAAAGAAUUAAAAGAACAUAGCAAGUUCAAAAAAUAGAUUAAAUAAUUAAACUUCAGAUCCUGUUCUUAAAUAAGAAUUAAAUAAUGCUUAUAAGUUGAUUGAUGCAAUACAGAGGGAUAAUAAGAAAUUACAAAGCCAAGUUUAUGAGGGAGGUCAUUAUGAAAAGGUUAUGAAGCUUGAAAACGAUCUUAAAAGCAAAGAUUAAGAAAUAAAAUUGAUCAAAAGGGAGCUAGAGCUUACAAAAAAGCUAUAAAAAAUAGCUGCAUCACAAGAAUCUGAUAAAAAAGAUAUUCAAAUUAGAAAAGAAGAUUUCAAUGAAAAAUAUGUUUUAAAAUAAAAAAUAAAAGAGCUGUAAGAUAAAUUGUCAGAAUAGGAAGAUAAAUUCAAUAAGUAGUACAAAGAGUUCUUAAGCAUGGAAAAAGAAUACAAAAAGCUUUGUGAAAAGAAUAAUAUUAAGCCUAACUUUAUUUUCAAUGAGUAAGAAAAUGCAUUUGAGAGAUAAUCAAAACCUUCUUAAAUUUAGUUAGUAUCAAGAGACAGAAAAUCUGGCAGCCUUGCAAAUAAUCCUAGAAGAUCUGAAAGUUUAAAACCCCUAGACAAGAGCAAAUUAGUUUAAAAUAAUUCAGUGGUUGACUAAAUCGGUGCUGCAGGUUUGGCAAAUGACCCUGAAUUUUCUAAUUUAGAAUUUAAUGAAUAAAAUUUUUAAGAAAUUUUAUAAAAAGCCAGAGUUUAUAAAAAGUCUAAAAUAUCAAAUGAAAAAAAGCUGAACAACGAGAUUAACGAGUUAAAGAAUAUUCUUGGUCAAAAAAAUUAAGAAAUUUUAGCUCUUAAAUAGCAGCUUUUAAAUAGGGAUAGAUAAAGUAAUAAUCUUUAAUCUCAAAUAAACUAGCUUAAACGCUAGAAGUAAAAUUUAAAUGAGCAAUAAAACUAUAAUUAACCAUAGAUGGUAGAUAAUAAUAUUUCGAUUGAUGAAAAUGAUGGAUAUGAUAAUAAUUAUAUCCCAGGGGCAGAUUAAACUAACAAUUCUAUUUAAUAUGCAACACCAAUGAAAGAAGAGAGAUAAAUUCCCAAGAAAAAGCUACUACCCUAAAACAGCAAUCUCAAAAAUAAAUCUAAAAGUCCUCUUCAGAAACAAAUUGUUACCUAACCAGAUUCUCAAACUAGCAGAAAUUUAAUUUCAAAUCCCUCUACAAAUUUGCCUUUUUCAACAUCUAAUAAUUCUUCACCUGUCAAAAAGAGUGCAAAAAAAUAAAUUCAACUCAAUCCAAUAAAUCAUAUCAAUAAUCCUUAGCCUCAAUAUUCAAGUUAUGAACCCAAUAUUAAUAGUAAUAAUAAUCGUUAUCCAUAAUAAAAAAAGACAACCCCUACUUAACCUAAACAGCAAUAGCAUUCUUUACAAGAAAUACCAAAUCAUAAUAUUAAAAAACAAACAAAUCAAAAGUAAUUACAAUAACAACCAAGAUAAUCAGACUAGCAACUAUCAAAAAAAUCUGAUAUCAAUUAAUCUGUAGAAGAAUUUAACUCUUAUUCACCAACUAGAUUUUAAAAUGAUGAAAAGAAUAUGCCUGUUUAAAAUAAUGUGUUAUUAUCAGAAUAAAAUUUAAACAUGGAUGAUAUAAUUUCUCAUCAUAAGGGUAUUUCACCUUAAUAGCAGGUUUUGAUUCCUUUGACUCUUAGAGAUGUUUAAAUAGGAGCUGAAGUUGGUGACAGCUAUAAAUUCACUGAUAGAAUAACUUUAAAAUAAAACUAUCAUCACAAAAUUGUCUUAGUAAAGGUAGCACAUGAUGAAAAGGGCAUUAUAGGUAUUUAAUGCUUCUAUCGUUUACAAAAGACUUCGUAGAUAGUUGAAGGAGAGAUGCAUAUCAUUAAAGAUCAAAAUUCAAAUAUUAUUUUAGAUGAUGAGCAAUAUAUUACUGAGGAGUUUAAUGCUGAUGAUAAAUAAGAUGGUGACUAUAUUAAAUAUGUAUAAGGAACUUUGAAUACAGAAACUAGCUAAAUUGUUAACUUAAUAUUUGUUUCAGCAAAGGGCUAUAGAAAAUUGCUUGGAUUGCAACAACAAAAUAAUUAUGAAAAUCUGUAGAGUUUCAAUUUAGAAAUAUCUGAGAAUGAAGUUCCUAUUUGCUUAUACGGCUCUCUAUAAAAGUAAUAUGGGGAUAAUGAAAAUCCAACAGGAUCUAUAUUAACUAUGAUUGGGUUUAAUGUAGAAAGAGAUGAUAAUCAAAUUGAAGAAAAUAUUAAAGCUUUUUACACAGAAGAUGAUCAAGUAAGAACAGAAUUUGAGCUAAAUCAAAAGCAAUAAGAAAUGAAAAAGAAAAAGAAUAACAAUUCUACAAAAUUUAUUAGAGAUGAAAAUCAUCAAUAGGAAAACAAUUAAUAAUUUUCAUAAAAUAAUUCUCAAUUAAAUAUUUAGCAUAUUCAAUAAAAAGAGAAUCAAGAUAAUCAUCACAAUCAUAUUGAAUCUAACUAAGAUCAUGCCAAUUAAAAAUAAAACAAUUCUUAUGAAUCUCCAUACUUUAAAUCUGAAGAUAAAAGAGAUUAAUAGGUUGACCAUAUCAAUCCAAUUUAAAUUGUUAACUAAGCAGAUCAUCAUGAAAAAAACGAACAAAUUAAUUAAAAAUAACAUAAUUCUGAAGCUAUUAGUUAGUAAUAAUUCAAAUUAGAUGCAAAUCAGUAAAAUAGUGUUUAGAAUGACGAAGAAGAUAAUGAAUUUACUUUAAGUAAUAUGAACGUUUAGAAUGAUGAUAAAAAAGAUAAAUUAGAUUCACAUGGCUAAGACUUAUUAUUAAAAUCACCUUAAAAUCAUUCAUCAUAACACCCAUCAAGAAACUCCUAAUAUUAAACCUAACAAAUAUAAGGUCAUUCUAAGGAUAUUUAAAAGGCCUAAGAAUCGAUAAGUAGAAACUCAAAUUCACAUAAAGAAAGUGAAAUAAUAGAUAAAAAGAAUAACCAAAAUGAGCAUAAAAAGGAAAAUCAAGCAAGUUAAAAAUCUAGCAGUCCUCAAAUAGAUUAAACUGUACACCAUGAUUCUGAUAUUUCAAGAAAUAAGUAAUAGCCUAGUUCUUAAAAUGAUUAGCAUGUACCCUCUUCAUUAUCAUAAAGAAAUAAUGAAGGUUAAAAUAAUGAACCUAAUUAAAAAGAAAUUAAAGAUAAACAUUAAGAAGAGUUAGUCUAAUAAAAGACUUAAGUUAAUUAAUAAAAUCAAAAAAGUGAGCAUAAUCACGAAAUUUUAAAUAGAGAUGAAUCUAAAAAUGAAUUUAUUGAGCCUCAAAAUAUUGCAGAAAACUUAAAAAUGCAUGAAAAAAUCGAUAAACCAGAUGAAAAAUAAAAGAAAUAGAUCAACAAAGAACAAGAUAACCAUCAUCCAUAAAAUCCUAUUGAUCCUACCCACUUAAGCCAUAAUGAUAAUAAUAACCAUUAAAAAUAAAAUGAUUAGGACCAUUAAGAGCAUAAUAAUCAUAACCAUUAAGAACAUUAUGAUCAUAACCAUUAAAAUGAUAAGCACAAUUAGAAUACUAAAUUAGAAAACAAAUUGGAAGCACAAAAUGUUUGA
This is a messenger RNA of Tetrahymena thermophila SB210, 4368 nucleotides long. Its product is annotated as ubiquinone/menaquinone biosynthesis methyltransferase family protein. The transcript has 5 exons. Lineage: Eukaryota; Ciliophora; Oligohymenophorea; Hymenostomatida; Tetrahymenidae. The record is from RefSeq and is a predicted model, not a curated record.